UGCCUCAUAACCCUGGAAUUCGGGACUCGCAGGGAAUUCUGUUUCCGUCCACAAGGUUUUUUUUUUCCCCUCCCUCAGCUAAAGGUGUAGUGUGUACACAUCGGUCCACAAACAAAAAAAUUCCCUGAUCCGGAGCAGCAUAAGGAUUCCGCGACUAACUGACAAUGGCCAGUUCACCCCAGAAAUCCCCAUCGACUCCCAAAUCCCCCAUCCCGAAAUCGCCGGGCUCCCGGAAAGAGGACUCCUUCCUGGGCAAACUCGGAGGAACUUUAGCCAGAAGGAAAAAGGCCAAAGAAGUAUCAGAACUGCAAGAAGAAGGGAAAAAUGCCAUCAACUUGCCACUUAGUCCCAUACCCAUCGAGUUGGAUCGUGAGGACACGAUGCUGGAGGAAAAUGAGGUUCGAACGAUGCUUGAUCCAAACUCGAGAAAUGACCCCAAACUACUAGAACUGAUCAGGGUUUUAAUUGACUGGAUCAAUGAUGAGCUGGUAGAAGAGAGGAUUAUCGUGAAGGAUCUGGCUGAAGACCUCUAUGAUGGGCAAGUGCUACAGAAGCUGUUUGAGAAACUUGAGGGUGAGAAGCUGAAUGUAGCUGAAGUGACGCAGUCGGAAAUUGCCCAGAAACAGAAACUGCAGACUGUUCUUGAAAAAGUCAACGAAACGCUUAAACUGCCACCCAGAAACAUCAAGUGGACGAUUGAUAGUGUUCAUAUGAAGAGUCUGGUGGCCAUUCUCCAUCUGUUGGUUGCAGUUUCCCAAUACUUCAGGGCACCGAUUCGACUCCCAGACCACGUCUCUGUUCAAGUGGUGGUUGUCCAGAAAAGAGAGGGAAUUCUGCAGUCUCGACAUAUCCAAGAAGAAAUCACUGGCAAUACUGAGGCUUUGUCAGGGAGACAUGAACGGGAUGCCUUUGACACUCUAUUUGAUCAUGCGCCAGACAAACUCAAUGUUGUCAAAAAGACCCUGAUCACAUUCGUAAAUAAACACCUGAACAAAUUAAACCUGGAAGUUACAGAACUAGAGACACAGUUUGCUGACGGUGUCUAUCUGGUGCUGCUUAUGGGGCUCGUCGGGAACUAUUUUAUACCUUUGCACAACUUCUUUCUCACCCCAGACAGCUUUGAACACAAGGUCCAUAAUGUGUCCUUUGCAUUUGAACUGAUGCAGGAUGGAGGUUUAGAAAAACCAAAGCCUCGAUCAGAAGAUAUCGUGAACUGUGACCUGAAGUCUACCCUACGCGUGCUCUACAAUCUGUUUACCAAAUACAGGAAUGUAGAGUAACCUGAAGGCAGAUGGCUCUCUCCAAGAACCUGACUAAAAUCCAGCCAGAGCAACACCAAUUACAUUUACAGGAGCCCUGGCCAGGCGAUGGUCUGAACUGCCAAUCACUGUCAUGUUGUAACAUUCAUGCAGCGAUAUUUCAAGAUUUUUGUUGGUUACAAGAUUAUUGUUAGCCUUUAUAUAUUAAAAAAAUAUAAAAAGCACUUGAAUUACAAAGACCAGAAUCAAAUUGGACUCGGUGAACGCCAGUACUUCGAAGGUUAAGCUGUUGCAUUCUGAUAAGUGGAAUUCGAUUAAUGUGGAAUCCAGCAUUGGAGAUUUCCAAAGAUGCCUGUGUCACAAAUACCAAAGAGCUGUUCCAGAAUUGAAGAGUUUCCCAGAUACAGUUUCAUAGCCAAGAUUCCAAAAUUGCAAUUAUUCAGUGAAAGUAAUGUUGUAUUUUAUGUUUAAAAUAAAUAUUGAGCCCUAAUGUAUAAAUAAGCUGGGGCAGAAUUCCGGGAUACAUGGGGAAAAAUGUACCCAGACCAGAAGAGCUUACUCUCUUAAUCUUCAUCAAGAACUAAUCAGAUUGUUGCCCUGUGUAAUGUUACUAAAGCUUUCAAUAUGUGAGAAUUUAUAAUGAACACAGGGAUAGUUUGAACAUUCAUUGAUAUUUAAGCUUUAUUUAAUCUGUAAUCAUGUUGCAUACAGGGUUUUGACAGUGUAGCCUUUAUGGAACUGGGUCUUGUCAUGAAUUCAAAUCCCACUAAUAUAAAUUGAAAAACUGAAUUUGAUAAACCUGGUGAUUUGGUGUCUGGUUACCUGAAAGAACAGUGACCAUAAAAUCUGUCAGAUUUAUACAAAAUAGAACUGGUUCAUGAAUGUCCCUCAGGAAAGGAAACCUGCCGUCCUCACCUAGUGUGGCUUACGCAUGACUCCCAAUUCCACAUUCCGGUUUACCCUCUUGAAGUGGCCUAGCAACCCAAUUCAUUUGAGAAACUAGAGAUGGAUAACAAAUGCCCAAGUCAUUAUCCCUUGGGGACUCCUGUCAAAAUAUUGACAUAUCACAGAAACUAUUUCAGAUAUUGACACACACUCUUGGGGACCCCUCCAAAUAUUGACAACACUCUCAGGGUGCCUUCAAAUAUUGAUGCACUCUGGGUGACCCUGUCAACUCUUGGCACAGUCCUAGAAAUCUUGGGGAUAUGAGCUACGUUUAAGAUACUGUAGAAAUAAACAUUGUUUUCAUUCACGUAAAACUGCAAGCAAGCACCAAAUACCAAAAUAUGACCAGACAAAUAAAGAUAUGAUGACUGCAACAACCUCCUCCCAAGUCCUGCCUGGUGAGACCACACCUGGGGUACUGAGUACAAUUUUGGUUUCCUUACCUAAGGAAGCAUGUAUUUGCUCUAUAGGGAGUGCAACAAAAAUUCACAAGACUGAUUCCUGGGAUGACGGGUUUUUCCAAUGAAGAGAGAUUGAUUUGAGUAGUCUUCCCUAGAAUUUAGAAGAAUGCGAGGCAAUCUCAUUGGAGCAUUAAAAAUUCUCAGGGACUUGAUUGGGGUAGAUGUUGUGAGGCUGUAUUCCGUGGCUGCGGAAUCCAGAACGUGGGGGUCACAAGCUCAGAAUAAGGAGUUGCCCACUUAGGACUGAGAAAAUAAAACUCUUCAGUCAAAGGAUUUGAAUCUUUGUAAUUUCUACCCCAGAGAACUGUGGAUGCUCAAUUGAGUAUAUUCAAAAUAGAGAUUUUUGGAUACAAAGGGAGUUAAGGGUCUGGGGCUAGUAUUGAGGUAUAAGAACAGCCCUGAUCUUAAUGAUGGUGGAGCAGCUUUGAAGAGCCCAAAUGACCUAAGCUUGCUCCUAUUUCCUAUCUUCUAAAAUACUGAUGAGGUAAAACAUCUGCUUUGAUUAAAAUUUAGGAACUUUGAAUUAUUUUUGUAAUUAGCAGGCGUGGAAUAAUCUGAAAGUCAUGUGGUUCGCAACAUUUGUCCAACUCCAUAUAGUAUAUAGAUUUAAUGUAAUUUACAAAGGAACCAGAGGGGGAAUGAGGCAAAAAAAUUUUACAAAGAGAGUUGUUGUGAUCUGAAAUGUACCGUUUGAAUGGCGGUGGAAACAGAUUCAGUAGCAACUUUACAAAGGGAAUUGCAUUUAUACUUGGGUAGAAUUACAUAGCAUAUACAACAAAGAAAUGGACCAUUCAGUCCAGCUGGUCUACACUGGUGCUAAUGUUCCAUACAAGCCUCCUCCCUACUUCAUCUAACCCUAUCAGCAUAUCCUUCUGUUCCUCUUGCGUUUACCUUGUUUAUCCCUUAAUGCAUCUAUGCUAUUCGCCUCAGUCUUGUAGUAUGGUAUUGAGUUUCACAUUACUUGCAAAGUAAAAACUUGCAGGGCCACGGGAAAAGAGCAGGUGGUGUGGGAUUAAUUGGACAGCUCUUUCAAAGAGCUGGCACAGGCAUGAUAGGCCAAAUGGACUCUUUCUGUGAUUUAAAAGUCAAUCACUCUAGAUGAGAAUAGUUUCUAUUUAGAUUUUUCCAAGAUUGUCUCUUCCUUUUCCCAAAAGAAAACCAAGCACAGCCCAACUAAAAUUGUAGAAGUCUGAACCUAGCAAGUUGCUUAAUACUUGCACCUUUCCUUCACUGAUUUUUCUGAUGGUCCCAAGGCAGUCGGGCCCCACCACCAUCAUCAAGCCAGGUUACAAGCUCUCCAAGUAUCCCAAUGUUUGACAUUUAGUAGAAAACCUGGGCUUUACAAUGAUGUGAAAUUGAAAUUGCCAUGUAAUUGCCCAUAAAAGUUAGAGAAAAUGCAAUCUGUAAAGUAAUGUGUGUGGGCCAGCUGGGCAAUCGCCCAGCUUGGUGCCAUGGUCAGACAGGACAGGGUUAAUGGGGUUAGAAGGUGGGGGGAGUGGUGGUGAAAUGGGACUGAAGGCCAUUACUUCUGUUGAAAAAUGAUGGGUAUUUUAAGAGGGCUCAAUCUGUUUUUUAUUUGCAGGACAACUUGCUGCUCCUUUUUGUUUUUAGAUUUAUGAGGAAGAGAGAUCCAGGGCGCAAGUGGCUGAUUUUAAUCCUGCCCCAGAUAUUACAACCACACAAUAUAAUAAAUGACAGCUGCUCCAUGCUGUACAGGAAACCCAAUUAAGACAUCACUUUAACAUUUCCAGCAAGUCAAUUGUACAUGUCCGGAAAGAGAAGAUAGACUUGGGAAUCUUCCGAGGCUCCUCCGUCCCAUACUAUUCCUUCUCAUUGAAGCUUGAGAUGCACACCAUACUUCUGUUAGAUUCAGCUACGUAUAUUUCAAAGACAUUUUUCAAACCCAUUUUAAUAACAUGCACAGCCUUAUAUGAUAAUUAUGGUGUAUCAGGGCUUAAUACAAGACAUUAUUCAGCACUUAUGAGAAAACAGGGCCAUUGACAAUAAUGUAGAAUAAUGAAUGGCUUGGAGGGAGUUAUAACAUAAUUGAGAGUUUGAGAUGACAUUGUAAAGCAUGAGAGUGAAACAUGGGAACUUUAUAUGAGGAAUCUGAUCUGGAGAUUAUGUUAGUGCUGUGGGCACCUGCAUUAAAAAGGAAAGGGAAGGGGAGGUGGAAUGGAAGUAGAGGAGAUGUAAGAUUGUCGCUCUUUGUCUCUGUCUGUCUUUACCUCCCUGUCUCUUUCUCUGACUCUGUCAAUUUCUUUGGCUUUCUUUCUGUUUCACUCAUUCUCUCUAUCUGUGUGUGUCUCUCUCUCUCACUCUCAGUACUGAGAUCUACAUUACCCUUGAUUUGAUGCCAACCUCCUGUAUGUUUUUUAAUGUAAAUAUUGCACAUUGGCUAUGUUAAGCCAGUGUUCUGUUCUGUAUUGUAUUAGAACAAAAUAACUGAGAUGGGACAGAAGGGAAAAUGUGAUCCUCUGAAGCUGUCCCCACUCGUUGCCACUCCAAUCUGUAUCUGCUCUUGCGAGGACAGGGGAUUAAAGUUGUUGCCUUCAAAUAUGAGCUCAGGAUUACAGCCUCAAAUCCCUCUUCGGUCAAUGUUCAAUAAUAUUGUAAAAUUUAUACCUCUGCAAAUAGCCAGACGGUAUUUAGUUUCCUGCACAGUGCAAAAACUCCCCACAGUACAUCAGUGAGCCCAUGUUAAAAGCUGCGAUAUGUAAGCAGGUGCAUUAUAAUACAUCACCUGAGCAGCAGUAUGCCUGGUUGCUAGGCUAUUUCUUGCAGUUAGAUAUCAACCUCGGAUUUUUAAUAUAUUAUUCUAAUAAUCUUGUUUUAACGUAACUUCUUUUUACAAUGGACACAAACUGAAUUAAAUUAAAUUUAGAUCAAAGGAGUUUUUAUGCAUUAAAUCAAUCUUAUUCCAAA
Carcharodon carcharias (great white shark) is the source of this 5590-nucleotide messenger RNA. Its product is annotated as alpha-parvin. Gene Ontology annotation, cellular component: actin cytoskeleton; cytoplasm; focal adhesion. Gene Ontology annotation, molecular function: actin binding. Lineage: Eukaryota; Metazoa; Chordata; Chondrichthyes; Lamniformes; Lamnidae. Bases 165 to 1280 code for a protein of 371 amino acids. The record is from RefSeq and is a predicted model, not a curated record. Gene Ontology annotation, biological process: cilium assembly; actin cytoskeleton organization; establishment or maintenance of cell polarity. The transcript is spliced from 13 exons.